AUGAGGCUCCGUAGGACCCUAAAACCCAUUCUGUUGGUUGCAGCUGCACCUUCUGCUUUCAAUAGUUUUGGGAAAAUUGGUACCAUAUGUCAUCUUCAUACUUAUACAAAAAUGACUAAUAUUGAUGAUGCCCUACUUUCAUUCAAUACCAUGCUUCACAUCAACCCCUUACCUUCCAUAGUUGAGUUUAAUAAAUUGUUAUCUGCACUUGUCAGAAUGAAACAUUUUCAGGCCGUGCUUUCUCUUUGUAAGCGAUUGGAAUUGGCAGGACUUCCGUUUAAUGCUUACACUAUUAACAUAGUGAUGAAUUGCUUCUGUCAUUUGCAUCGUGUCGAUUUUGGAUUCGCCAUGCUAGGAAAAAUCUUCAAACUCGGAUUUCGGCUUGACGUGAUUAUGUUUAAUCCCUUACUCAAUGGCCUUUGUUUACAAGGUAAAAUUGCCCAAGCUGUCGAGUUGUUUGAUGAUAUAGAAGCCAAGGGUUAUCAACUUGAUGUUUAUGCCUAUUCUUCUGUUGCUAAUUCCUUAUGUAAAAUUGGAAAAUCCAGUGCUGCAAUUAGUUUACUUCAAAGAAUGAGAGAAAAAGGUUGUCAGCCAAAUGUUGUGACCUAUAAUACAAUUAUCGACGGGCUUUGCAGGGAGGGUUUCAUUACCACGGCUAAAAACCUUGUAUUAGAGAUGAAGAGAGAAAAUAUAUUGGCUGAUGUUGUAACUUACAGCUCUUUAAUUCGUUGUCUUUUCAAUUUAGGCCAAUGCAAGGAAGCUUUAGCUUUACAUAAUGAAAUGUUUGAUUGGAAAAUCAAGCCAGAUGUAGUCAUUUUCAAUGUAUUGGUCGAUGGUUUGUGUAAAGAAGGGAUGGUUUUAGAGGCUCGUGAUAUAGUUGAAACAAUGACGCAGAGGGAGAUAGAGCCGAAUGUGGUCACUUACAAUUCAUUAAUAGAUGGCCUUUGUUUACAAGGUAAAAUUGCCCAAGCUGUCGAGUUGUUUGAUGAUAUAGAAGCCAAGGGUUAUCAACUUGAUGUUUAUGCCUAUUCUUCUGUUGCUAAUUCCUUAUGUAAAAUUGGAAAAUCCAGUGCUGCAAUUAGUUUACUUCAAAGAAUGAGAGAAAAAGGUUGUCAGCCAAAUGUUGUGACCUAUAAUACAAUUAUCGACGGGCUUUGCAGGGAGGGUUUCAUUACCACGGCUAAAAACCUUGUAUUAGAGAUGAAGAGAGAAAAUAUAUUGGCUGAUGUUGUAACUUACAGCUCUUUAAUUCGUUGUCUUUUCAAUUUAGGCCAAUGCAAGGAAGCUUUAGCUUUACAUAAUGAAAUGUUUGAUUGGAAAAUCAAGCCAGAUGUAGUCAUUUUCAAUGUAUUGGUCGAUGGUUUGUGUAAAGAAGGGAUGGUUUUAGAGGCUCGUGAUAUAGUUGAAACAAUGACGCAGAGGGAGAUAGAGCCGAAUGUGGUCACUUACAAUUCAUUAAUAGGUGGAUAUUGUCAGCAGAAUCAAUUAAGUGAGGCUAGAAAAGUAUUUGACAUUAUGGUAAGCAAGGGUUGCACUCCUAAUAUUGUGACUUACAACAUUUUGAUUAAACUGUACUGCAAGAACAAAACGAUGGAUGAUCCUGACUAUGACAAAGACCGAAAGAAGGGAGGUGGCGGAUUGAUAACUCCUGCCAAGCAUAUUUGCAAUAUGACUCUUUUUACGCUUUUCGCAGACUUAUAUCCCUCCGCCGAUGCUAUACUAGGACAAACAUCAAACUCCACGGCUGGUAAUGGGGUAGAUUUUGUUCCAAAGAAGAGAAAGACAGAUGGCCAAUCUAUUAUUGAUGGUGUUGCAAAGGAGGGUCCAACUACUGGUGAGCAGAAGAAGAAAAAAACUGAUCAUGAAGAGACUUUGGUGCCAAAUGGUGGCAAAAGAAACCAUAAAGCUGGCAAAAAUGCUGCGGAAAAUGCUGAUGUAGGAGAAAAGAAGGCGAUGAAGAAGCGAAAAAAUUCUAUGAGGAUUUUUGUAUUGGACUACAUGGCAUUAGUUAGACAUAUUGUCCAUUGGACCAUCGCCAAAGCUGGACGAUGA
Messenger RNA from Mercurialis annua (annual mercury), 2052 nucleotides. Its product is annotated as pentatricopeptide repeat-containing protein At1g62914, mitochondrial-like. The coding region runs from base 1 to 2052 and encodes 683 amino acids. Gene Ontology annotation, molecular function: protein binding. The transcript has 4 exons. The record is from RefSeq and is a predicted model, not a curated record. Lineage: Eukaryota; Viridiplantae; Streptophyta; Magnoliopsida; Malpighiales; Euphorbiaceae.